Molecule: messenger RNA, 991 nt
Organism: Pisolithus orientalis
Lineage: Eukaryota; Fungi; Basidiomycota; Agaricomycetes; Boletales; Pisolithaceae
Exons: 6
Coding region: 206-817 (203 amino acids)
Cellular component (GO): nucleus; HULC complex
Molecular function (GO): ubiquitin protein ligase activity; metal ion binding
Source: RefSeq, a predicted model, not a curated record
AAGCCGAGUUACAGAAAUUGCGCUUGCUUGUAGAGCAACAAUCGCGGGGCGAGUCAUCGCUAUGCGCCGAGGUUGAUAGGCUUUCUUCUUCCUGGGAAAACCUCGACCAACAAGUAAAGAAGAAAGUGUUUGAUCUUUCUGUUUUUGAGGAAAAACUGCAAAAAACGAUGCAUGAGCAAAAGCAGAGAAUAAGUACUUUGCCACCAUGCGAGAAAAGGAGAUGGGAGAAUCCGAAAGGAAGGCUAUGGUGCGCCAGCUCGAGAAACAAGGCAAGGCCGUGGAACGUGCGUUAGAAGUUGAGAAGAAUCUCAGUGCACAAGUGGGCGACCUUGAGAAAAUGGGUGCCAUAAGCCGGAGAACGAUCGAAGAAUCUGACAAGAAGAUAAGGAUGCUGGAAUUUGAGGUUCAGAAACUGCAAUCCAUAUCCGAGGCUGACAAGAAGCGCUUCACGCAGGCCCGCAAUUAUGUAUCUGAGAGUACUCAACUCCAACGUAGGCUCGAGUCUCAGGUGAGGGCUGCUGACGAAGAGAUGGCAAGGGUGAAGAGGGAGACAGAGAAGAAAGUUAAGAAAUUGAGUGCUGCAGCGGCCCCUGUGGGUGUACGUGAGGAGGCCUUGAGCCAGGAGAUAGAAGGGCUUUGGAAACUUAUGAAGUGCAGUACAUGCAAACAAGGCAUGCGAGAAGUCGUACUUACCAAGUGCAUGCAUACUUUCUGCAAGAACUGUGUCGACACUCGCAUCAGCACCCGUCAACGUCGGUGUCCACAUUGUAACCUUGCCUUCGCCCAAAGUGAUGCCCAGACGGUGUAUUUUCAAUAAAUAGGUACAUUCUGAAAGUUUACCUGCUGUUCACUCCCCCCUACUCCCCAAUACGAUACACCUCACGAGCGUUAAUCGUGCUGUGCAUCCCAUAGCCUACAACUCUACGACCUGGCUCGGUCUCAGGUCAUAAUUUCGUCUCUCGUGUCUUUGGGUUUAAGGUGGUGAUUGGGU